CCUUGAGACAGGCAUCACUUUUGAGGCAGUGAUUGUGGUACCCAGAGCCUGUGCUGAUUGCUUGCGGCUUGCUCUGCAGGAAUCCAGCUCGCUGGAAAGUUGUUACAAUGUCGAAAAGGAAGCCUUAUGCUCAAGUCAUAGACGGCAUCCCUCGCAGUCCUAACUAUGACCCGGAUCUCUUGAGAGCUGCCCUGGAGUUCCGCGCCCAGAAGGGCGACCUUGUUCUCUCCACGUACCCCAAGAGCGGCACGCACUGGAUGGUGUACAUCACGCAGUUGAUUCUAAAAGGAGGCGAACCAGUGAGCGGCUUUGACGAGUUCUUGGGCAACAUGCGCAUUCUCGGAGUCGUCGGGUUCGACGCUUAUAGACCUAGUCUUCCGUUGCGCUUGUUUGCCACCCACCUUUCACUGAAGAACACCGUCAUGAACAAAGACGCCAAGUACGUCUACUUAGCGAGGAACCCUUGGGACUUGUGCGUCUCUUUGUAUCAUAUGAUAACCAAAUUCGACAUUUAUCGCUUCCACGACGGAACCUUCGCGGAACUCUUCGACGCGUUUCUGGAGGGUGACUGCGCUGGUCAGGGAAGCUACUUCGAUCACGUGGCAUCGGGUUACGCCUUGAGGGACCAGCCCAACGUCUUCUUCGUUACCUACGAGGAACUCAAGACAGAUACUCGAAGUGUGAUUCUGAGGCUGGCUCGGUUUCUUGGCGAUGAUUACGGUGACAAACUGGAAAAGCACGAAGAACUGCUGCAGGAAAUUGUUGAUCGGUGUGCGAACGAUAGCAUGAAGCGCAUCCUUGCACCUGAAAGCCAGCAACACACCGACCCUGAUUGGCACAACGCGACCGUGCGAAUUAUAGCAGCCAAUAGCAGAAAGAUUGUGGAGAGCAACAAGGAAUUCAGCUACGUCAGGAAGGGUGACGUUGGUGGCUGGCAGGGAUAUUUUACUCAAGACCAGCUGCGGCGCUUCGAAGCUAGGAUAAAGCAGCUGGAAGAGCAUUCGUGCGUAAUGAACCUUUGGAUGGACACUCGAGCAGCUGCGCUCAAAAUUAUUGCAAAAGAAUGAAAAUAAAUGAACAAAGGUUUCGUUCAGCGGUUAUGAAUAGAAAUAAAAGAAAGCAGUUCCACACAACAACGCCCCUGGCGUUUCGUUUCUUCUUUUUUUGUAUUACAGAUACGUUUUCUUUUAAGUCUUCGACUUACUCUGAAGCUGUCUACAAGUACAAAUGAAUAUAUACAGCUUGAGAAUAAUGAUUGCACGCAAACAUAAACACAUUUCAUAUGCAAAGAAACAACACUGUCCUGAGAGCAUGUGCUCCGUACGUUAUUGGG
Molecule: messenger RNA, 1333 nt
Organism: Dermacentor silvarum
Lineage: Eukaryota; Metazoa; Arthropoda; Arachnida; Ixodida; Ixodidae
Product: sulfotransferase ssu-1
Exons: 2
Coding region: 108-1067 (319 amino acids)
Biological process (GO): sulfation
Cellular component (GO): cytoplasm
Molecular function (GO): sulfotransferase activity
Source: RefSeq, a predicted model, not a curated record